UGACCGAACAAUUUGAAGUCACCGUUUUACAACCAGUAAUGCUGUGUCUCCAUCACCUCAGAUGUAUCACCCACAUCACGAUCCUUGCCUUGCUGGUACAGGUUUCACGGGCUGCUGACACAUGGAUGACCGCAUUAGAUACAUACUUCCAGAUUGCGUGUCCGACCGGUCAGACUAUCAAACAUCUAGAGAGCGUACACGACAACACACACGAGGACCGGGUCUGGAACAUUUCUUGUGCCCGCCUACCGAAUUGGGUGGACCUCACCGAAUGCGAGUGGAGCGGUGAGUUAAUCAUUUCAUUUUCACUGUAGGUGCAUUACACACAAUUGUAAUCCUUAGACUAGUAAUUUCAUUACACACAAUUGUAAUCCUUAGACUAGUAAUUUUACCCACCAUUGAUGUGUUUCAUUAAUCGAAUAAUUUUUUUUUUCAAAUAAAUUUUUUUUUUUUUUAAAUACCUAAAAACAACUCUUUCCUUAAAUUAACAUUUUGCAUGGAAUUUAACUACAUAUUCUGAAAAUGAAGAAAUGUGUCAAAGACUGUCUCUCCGUUUGUUCCAGACAGACACACAGCAGGAAAUAUAUAUAUACACACGGUUGGUGACCUAGAAAGUAUUUCAAGUUGAGAACCGUUCCCUGCAGCAAAACGUUUAUUUCAUAUUUUCAUUACGGCUCAAAGGUUGCCAUGACAAUCAAUUCACUGUACACCCAUCUUAUGGUAAAUAAUAAUAACCUUUGACCCUUCACACUCUCCAGGUUACCAGAACAACUACGACGAGACUGUUAUAUUCCAGUGUCCCGAUGACGACGUCAUCACAGGGAUAGAAUCAAUUCACGACAAUUCGAAAGAAGACAGAAUGUGGUCUUUCCAGUGUUGCAAUCCACAAGGUAACUCGUGUCGUCACUGUAUUAUGGAGUUCUAAGUUAAAAUGGUCUUUCACACUCCAAAUAAAAAAAAGAUGUGUAGCUAAACAUUUUCAAAGAAAGUUUGGCAUAACUUAAGAAAAAAAACUUUAAUCUGAUAAUCUUUUAUAUAUAUUGCGCUUCUGGUGUGAUUUGUGGACUGCUUCCAUAUUUUGCUGCUUCCUAAUCAGCGAAUUCGGUAUUGAGAGUAUAUUAAAAAUAAUUCUAAAUGUUUGAAAGAAAGUGUGCUUCAAUAAUGAGUUCAAUAGCGCGCAAAAUAUAACUCCCGAUAACCACGCUAAUUGAUUUAUUUUUUUUAACGCAACUGCGUUUGGCGCGUAAUAUUUUCUUCUCAGAAAAUGAAAUCGUCUUAAUUUAAGUAAGGUGUAAAAAUAUUUGGCUUAAAAGUGGUUGGGACAUCAGAAUAUUUCAUAUAGUUCAUGGGCGUGAAUUAAAUAUUGGGCUUCUUAAAUAUGCGUUACUUGAGCUCAUGUUUUGUCAAGUAACUUUACUAGAUGGGAAGCUCACACAUUGCUGUCGUCAAUGUCUGGCGGGGUACAUCUAGUACUUAAAUAAUAAUUGUAAAUUGUAUUUAACUAAAGGCGCUUCCUGAAAUAAAAAUCUUGAAAUACUAUGUAAUCGACCAAAACUUGGUUAGACCGCGUUGAGAUAUUGAAUAUGUCACUAGAGUAACCCCCAAAACAAAUUUCAAAUCGCAAGUGUAAUCGGAAUCGAGAUAAAAUCUUUGUGUAGAGAAGUAAAAGACGAUAUACAAGGUAACAGAAUCGUCAAAUAUAAUACAACUUUAUCUACAUGGUUGGUUAUUGACUAAUAGAAAUUGGUUCCAUAACAUUUUCCUUUGCUACACUUGAGACCCGAUUAGUUUCUCUGACUGACCGGUCUGUGCUUUUUGUCUUGUCUCGUGCAGAUUAUGUGACUCACUCUUGCUUGUACACACCGUUCAUGAACACAUACGACAACUUGCUGAACUACAGGGUGCCAGUCGACUAUGUGCUCAGGGGAGUGGAGAGUAUUAAUGACGAGAGCCAUAGGUAAGUUAUCAAAGAUGAAUGGGCUUUAAAAGUAAAUUGCAAGACUUCACCAACACUUUAUACACUGGCAAAGAAAAGGGGCGGAGAUUGUGCAAGAUUUUUCUAAAGUUCUUGGACCAAAUGGGACUUGCACACGUGACUGCUCGAUCGGAAAUUUGGAAUGAUGAGGAUGAAAAAGACAACAAAAAAAAGCACUCUAUGUAUGCUCCACACAACACUGUAACAGCUAGCCAUCCACACAACACUUUAAAAGCUAGCCAUCCACACAACACUGUACGAGCUAGCCAUCCACACAACACUGUAAGAGCUAGCCAUCCACACGACACUUGCAGUGCUACCCAUCCACACGACACUGUCAGUCCUACCCAUUCAUUCAAGUCUUCUCUGUAGGUGCUUCCCAUCUAACGUAACUCUUUAGGUGAUACUAAUUGAAAGUAUGUUUGAAAGCGCUACUCUACAACACAGGAGUCCCUUGGGUUGGUGUCACCCGGCUGCGGCACACUCAUGGUGUCGCCCCUACUCAUGGUGUCACCCCUACUCAUGGUAUCAAUCCUUACUCAUGGUGUCACCCCUACUCAUGGUGUCACCCCUACUCAUGGUGUCACCCCCUACUCAUGGUGUCACCCCCUACUCAUGGCGUCACCCGGCUGCGGCACACUCUAGGUGUCACUCCUUAAUCAUGGUGUAACCCCCUACUCAUGGUGUCACCCUUACUCAUGGUGUCACCCCCUACUCAUGGCGUCACCCGGCUGCGGCACACUCUAGGUGUCAUCCCUUACUCAUGGUGUCACCCCCUACUCAUGGUGUCACCCUUACUCAUGGUGUCACCCCUUACUCAUGGUGUCACCCCCUACUCAUGGUGUCACCCCCUACUCAUGGUGUCACCCCCUACUCAUGCUGUCACCCGGCUGUGGCACACUGUAGGUGUCACCCUUACUCAUGGUGACUUCCAUACCCCCACGCCGACCUGUAAUUUUCCACCAGAUCAUAUGGAAUCGAUUAUAUCAUUAAAAAAAACAAAAGCAACACAAGCAACCAUACGGCCCUGGUCUUCAAAGACGCAAACCUGUCAAUCACUUCAUCAACAUUCUUCACCAUCACUUUCAAUUGAUACAAUCGCAAGACCACAAGUCCUGGACUUUAUUAUUAUUAAGAUGGUUUUAUGUAGCGCAGUACCACACAGCCUAGGGCUAAGUUCACUGCGCUUCACAUACAAAUUAGCAGUUCAGAAAGGUAUAUAUUUAAAUUAGCAAUUGGUGAAAACCUUGACCUCACCCACCCAGGCACUAUCUACUCCUGUCUAGCCAUGGGCAUCACCCUGCAGAAUCGAGCGUUGUUUUUUCAGUCGGGGGGGGGGGGGGGGGGGGGAUAAGAAUGAGUCGGAAUAGUACAGUUUGAAGAGAUGGGUCUUGACGGCAGUUUUGAAAGCUGGGGCGAUCGGUAUAUUGCGGAUGUGUAAUGGGAGAGAAUUCCAAAGUAGAUUGCUGAUUAUUCUUUAAAAGUUUCAAUUUUCAAAACUAACUUUACAUGGAACCACAGACACACAUCUCAUGUGAGAAAUAAUUGUAGAGCUUAGUCAGAGAGUUUAGGAGAGAGUCUACAGGCAGUCGAAAUUAGUUAAGAAUUUUUAAAACUUGAAAUAGUGACCACUCGUCGCCGUUAUUUUCUGCUACUUUCAGUUGACGUAAUAUUUCAAUUGAAAUUCACUCAUAAAAAUGAACAGUUUUGUGAAAGGACGUCAUUACCAGAUUGAAUAUAUACAACGAUAGAGAGUAUCAUUUCUUAUGAUAAACGAAAGGCAGACGUGGUCAGGCUUUUGAAUAUUUAUGUUUAAUGUGAAACAACACAGAAUGGAUAUUUUGACCUUCAAGUUUUAUCCUUCAUGUUGGUCUGAAGUGAACAGUAACAAAUCAUGUCCCGUUCAGGGGGUCGCAAGCUUAAGGUGUGCCGCCGAUCUCAUGGGAUAACGCGAUAGACACAUUUGGCUGGCAACCUGAUCUUGUGGUGGCAGUCUGUAUUUAGGGUAUUCUGGUCUGGUGGCACUCUGGUCUGGUGGCACUCUGGUCUGGUGGCACUCUGGUCUGGUGGCACUCUGGUCUGGUGGCACUCUGGUCUGGUGGCACUCUGGUCUGGUGGCACUCUGGUCUGGUGGCACUCUGGUCUGGUGGCACUCUGGUCUGGUGGCACUCUGGUCUGGUGGCACUCUGGUCUGGUGGCACUCUGGUCUGGUGGCACUCUGGUCUGGUGGCACUCUGGUCUGGUGGUACUCUGGUCUGGUGGCACUUUUCUCUUGUACAUAUUUUAAGAAACCGACUCGAGCGAGCUUUGCCAAAUUAGCAAUUAUGCAUUUGUGUCACUCCCCUGCAAGUAUGUAACCCAGUGUGGACUGCACUCUCGCACCCCCACCCCCAGGGACACUACUGCCCAACGCUCAAAUCUAUGUUGUAGAUAAUUCCCAUCCACACAACUGUUAUAUAACUGUAUAAAUGUUGCUUUAAUGCGUAGAGAUUUUGUUGUAGCUUUGAAUGUUAAAUACAAAUGCACUCAUUUAUUCCCAGGGACAGAAUCUUCAAGUUUGAGAUCUGCAAGCUCGCCCCGGCAGAUUCUAACACUCACGGUAUUGUUGGUUGACGGAAGUGACGUCAUUCUUUGCCUAAAAAGUCAACGAGCAUGAACUUUUGUGAAAAGAAAUGUUAAAUGUGGAGUGAAUGAUUUUUUUUGUUGGUACUAUAAACAUAAGUGCUGAUUCGGGUACUGACCCAGAUACCCGGAAAUGACGAAAAUUAGUUCCCUCGACAUGUACCCGGACCAGGCAAAAUUUAGAACCGCGUCCGCGUGUUAAAAUAAAGAAUUACUUGUUCACUUUCUGUAAUGUGAGUAAUACAGAAUCAGUAUGUAGUUGAUACAUUCAUUUUGUGCACAUCUAUGCAUGAAUUAAAUAAGUAAUUAUAAUAAAACUGACUGGCGAUUGCUGCGAAACUAAAUGUAAGCUAAAUGAAACUAAAUGCACGCUAAAUGAAACUAAUUGUAAGCUAAAUGAAACUAAAUGUAAGCUAAAUGAAACUGCAGGAUGAAAAUAAUAACGUACUUGCUUUGAAUUUGUUGUAAAUAUUUGUCUUGGCAGCCAGCAUAUCUGUCGUUAUGACCGUGGCAUAUCUCUAUCUAAAAUGAACAUCACAAUUCACAUGCUGACUCAUGGCUAAUGAUGCGGAGUUGACAAAGUUUAAGCGGAUCAUUAAAUUCAAUAAUAGCUCUGACUCAAACAUAAGUAGGGAUAACAUGUGUAUUUAGGGAUAACAUGUGUAUUUAGGGAUAACAUGUGUAUUUAGGGAUAACAUGUGUAUUUAGGGAUAACAUGUGUAUUUAGGG
Messenger RNA from Lymnaea stagnalis (great pond snail), 5326 nucleotides. NCBI's taxonomy places the organism in Eukaryota, Metazoa, Mollusca, Gastropoda, Lymnaeidae. The record is from the annotation of a GenBank genome assembly.